Molecule: messenger RNA, 1365 nt
Organism: Pieris macdunnoughi
Lineage: Eukaryota; Metazoa; Arthropoda; Insecta; Lepidoptera; Pieridae
Source: the annotation of a GenBank genome assembly
AUGGCGGAGCAAAUGCCAAUCUAUCCGCCUGGGGUUUCCUUUGACCAGAAGUACGCAGAGCAUUACGAAGAAGCCCUCAAAAUGGAAGAACAAAAAUAUAUACAAGAUCCAAAGAGUUACAACCCGAAACCCUUUGAAGCACUGCCAGAACCAUCUCAGGUUGAACCAAAACUUGAGCCCGAACCAGGUAAACCUAUUCGCUUUAUUAGCGUCAAUAGUUCACAACUUACAGACGAGCAGAGGGCUAUGUAUGAAUCCGUGCUAUCCACUUGGAAACCAGUAAUGUUCCCGAAACAAGUCAAACGGUACAUCUGUGAAAAGUGCAACAAAGAAUUUAAAAAUUACCAAAAUUUAUACCUCCAUACGACUCGUGUACAUUCGACCGAAGAGUCAGCUGUUCUGUGCAACAUAUGCGACAAGUCGUUUAAGAAUAAGCAUUAUCUGUACAUGCAUAGAAUGAAUAAACAUUAUUCGGAGUCUGAGAAGUGUUUCUGCCAGUUUUGUUUGCAAGAAUUCCGGACACGGCGAGCUUUGCACAUGCACGUCAAGAGAUUCCACCCAAACACCCUACCCGAGUUGAAAUGCCCUGAGUGUGGAAAAGAAUUCCGUGUACCCUACAAACUGCGAUACCAUAUUGAUGCCUGUCACAGGCCUGAUAACGAAAAGUACAAAUGCCACAUCUGUCAAAAAUUAUAUAAAAGUCACUUAAAUUUAAAUCGCCACUUGCACUUCCAACAUUCUCAAGUGCCUCGGCAUCCAUGCGUCUUCUGCGACAUGACGUUUAAAUCUAGACAUCAUAUGAAACGUCACAUUCUUAAUAUACAUCCUCCUUUGGAAUCCAAAGUGCAAUGUCCAGAAUGUUUGAAAGAAUUUAAGAAUGACCAAUAUUUAAAGGAACACAUGCAAGUACAUUCGUCUUUAGAUUCGAAGGUCAAGUGUGAUUUGUGCGAUAAAUUCUUUCAUUCUGCAAUUCGUUUGAAGAAACAUAAGAAAAUUGUGCACCCGGAUAAGCCAAAGCUUCGCUGUGAGAAGUGUGAUAAGGAGUUUGCCCAUGCACAUUACUUAAGACGGCACCAUAACUCUGUGCAUAUGGAUGUCGACGAAAGUCAGUACGAACACGAAUGUGACCAGUGCGGAAAGAAAUUUAAAAUAAAGAGAUACCUAAAUAAUCACCUGCAGAGACAUGAGCAGCAGCAUUUGAAAAGGAUUUCUCAAAUGGUCAAAACGGUCAUGGACGACGGAACGGAGAAGAAAGCGACAAAGAGAGGCAGACCUAAAAGGACGAGAAAAGAGAUAGAGUUUGUGAAAUGCGAGCCGGUAAGCUCGGAAGAAGAGACUGGGAGUGAGGAUUCGGAAUCGGAAUAA